This is a messenger RNA of Castor canadensis (American beaver), 402 nucleotides long. RefSeq names its product death associated protein like 1 (gene Dapl1). The record is from RefSeq and is a predicted model, not a curated record. NCBI's taxonomy places the organism in Eukaryota, Metazoa, Chordata, Mammalia, Rodentia, Castoridae. Gene Ontology annotation, biological process: negative regulation of autophagy; apoptotic signaling pathway; cellular response to amino acid starvation. Gene Ontology annotation, molecular function: death domain binding.
GAGCACUGGCAAGGCACUGGCAAACACACACAUAUGGCAAAUGAAGUGCAAGUCCUGCUGGCCUCACUGAAAGGGGGGCAUCCUCCUGCAGUAAAAGCUGGAGGAAUGCGUAUUGCCAAAAAACAAGAAUUGGGCGUCUUGGAGAAACACACCAAAAAAGCAGGAUUAGAGAAAACAAGUGCCAUUGCAACUGUUGCCAAAAUACAGAUGCUGGAUGCCCUGAAUGACACAUUGGACAAGCUCAACCAUAAAUUUCCAGUAACAGUGCACACGGCACAUCAAAAACCCACACCUGCUUUGGAGAAGGUAGCUCCGCUGAAAAGGGUCUACAUUAUUCAGCAGCCUCGGAAAUGUUAAGCCGGGAUGUAAAACACAACCAUCUGGCGACUGUCUCAAGUAUCU